AUGCGAAAACGAGUGCUGCGCCAACUAUCAAACUGGCUGCACCUCGGGCUCAAACCUGAGUGCUGCGCCAACUAUCAAACUGGCUGCGCCUCGGGCUCACAACCUGAGUGCUGCGCCAACUAUCAAACUGGCUGCACCUCGGGCUCACAACCUGAGUACUGCGCCAACUAUCAAACUGGCUGCGCCUCGGGCUCACAACCUGAGUGCUGCGCCAACUAUCAAACUGGCUGCGCCUCGGGCUCACAACCUGAGUGCUGCGCCAACUAUCAAACUGGCUGCACCUCGGGCUCACAACCUGAGUGCUGCGCCAACUAUCAAACUGGCUGCACCUCGGGCUCACAACCUGAGUGCUGCGCCAACUAUCAAACUGGCUGCGCCUCGGGCUCACAACCUGAGUGCUGCGCCAACUAUCAAACUGGCUGCACCUCGGGCUCACAACCUGAGUGCUGCGCCAACACAACUACUGGCUGCACCUCAGGUGCAGCACCUGAGUAG
Molecule: messenger RNA, 495 nt
Organism: Melitaea cinxia (Glanville fritillary)
Lineage: Eukaryota; Metazoa; Arthropoda; Insecta; Lepidoptera; Nymphalidae
Product: keratin-associated protein 10-8-like
Exons: 2
Coding region: 1-495 (164 amino acids)
Source: RefSeq, a predicted model, not a curated record